CCCAGAAGUUCUUCUCGCCUGGCAUCACUGCGUGUAAGGUUUCUAUCAAGUUGUGUGAAUUAACUGUGCGAUUGGAGUGCAUUUUAUUUUCCCACGUGGUUCUUCAGCGAUGAAUUAAAACACUUAUGUUUCGAAGUGUUGGGAAAGAGUCUAAUGUCAUCUUUUAUUAUUAUUCCUACUUGUGGAUACACAUUAGCACUGUGUAACAUGUCCAUAAACAAUUUAUAUUGGUGCCACUUGAUACAAUUUUGAUAUAUUGUACGAAGAAUUAUAAUAUUUGGUUAUAAACGUUAGCUACGCCGAGGUUAGAUGUUUCGGAAGAUUCGCCCCGAUCUAUCAUGCGAUCGUCGACAGAGUGAUUCUAUAAAUGCCAUCUAAUGUUUCGACUAGGCGACAACUAAAAGUUUGCCAAGAUAGAGAAGGGGUUGCAUUUGACGUGCCGUAUUCUCCUCAAAUGGCAGAAAUGAGUAUCUCCCGGUUUACGGACAUACAAACACGAUGGGUCGUUACACAGGAAAGAAGUGUCGUCUAAUGACAAUGUUAUGGCUCACAGCUCUAUUUUUCUUGGUAGAAAUAGUAGUGGGUUAUGUAACUAACUCGAUGGCUUUGAUAGCUGACAGUUUUCAUAUGUUGUCUGAUGUAGCAGCACUGGUCGUUGCAUUUCUUUCUGUAAAGAUGUCGCCAAAGAAAUGGUCUAAGAAUACAUUUGGUUGGGCCAGAGCAGAAGUUUUAGGUGCUUUGGUAAAUGCUGUUUUUUUAGUAGCAUUGUGUUUUAGUAUUACCGUGGAAGCAUGUAAAAGAUUUAUUGAAGUAGAAGAAAUACAUGAAGCUAAAUUACUUGUAGCAGUCGGUGCACUUGGAUUACUAGUGAAUCUAAUUGGGUUGUGUCUAUUUCAUGAACAUGGAAACACCCAUGCACAUUCACACGGUAUUUCUCUAAGCCAUAACAGGCUUAGCUCUUUAGUUGGGACAGAUGACAAUGAAAACGAUGAAGCUUAUAGGCCAUCGACGCCGCAAGUGAAAAGGACACACCACGGCCAUUCUCAUGACGCAAGUCAAAUGAAUAUGCGUGGUGUGUUUCUUCAUGUACUCUCAGACGCAUUAGGAUCUGUUAUCGUCAUAGUGUCUGCUUUAAUUGUGUGGUUGACGAAAUGGAAAUACAGAUUUUACAUUGAUCCAGCUCUUUCACUUUUAUUAGUUAUUCUCAUUCUGCGGUCAGUGUGGCCAUUACUGCAAGAAUCUGCGUUAAUUCUUUUACAAACUGUACCAACACACAUUCAGGUCGAUGCUAUUCAACAACGCUUAUUAGAAAAUGUUGACGGUGUCUUGGCUGUACACGAAUUUCAUGUAUGGCAGUUAGCAGGUGAUCGCAUUAUUGCUUCAGCGCAUAUAAGAUGUAGAAAUUUGUCAGAAUACAUGAAGAUUGCAGAACAAGUGAAAGAGUUUUUUCACAAUGAGGGCAUACAUUCUACUACGAUACAACCAGAAUUUAUCGACUAUCAGUCUAAUAGUGAAAUUAAAGAAACACCAACAGAAGAUUGUGUAUUGGAUUGUCCAAAGACCGAUAAACCUUGCAAUCAUGCAACAUGUUGCGGCCCCUCUAAACAGGGUCGUGAAACUCCUUCGCCAGGAGAAACACCAUACAUGUGCAGGCAACGCAAUAGUCUCGCACGCUCAACUGGUUCUAUGAGAGGAGCAGAACAACAAGAAGUAAAUGAAAUGGAACGCGGACAUUUGCUAUCGCUGCCCGCUUCGCAUAACUCCGUCCAACUUCCACUUUCUCAUGUUAAUACACCGGUUGUAUAAGUUAUCAUCGCAUUAUCAAUACCUACCUCUAUAACAAAAUCUGCGGCGCGUUACAAUGUUAUUAUAAAGAUUCAAUAAACUGAUACAUACAGAUGUGUGUGUAUAUAUGUAUAUAUAUGAAAUCAGGUACAAUUCAUAUAUAUGUAUAUAUACGUGCCUGUGUGUGUAUGUCUGUAUGUAUGUAUGUAUGUAUGUAUGUAUAUAUGUAUGUAUGUAUGUAUGUAUGUAUGUAUGUACGUAUGUAUAUAUAUAUUUCGUUGCUAUUAAAAUCGAGAGUAAAUCUUUAUAGACUGCACCCAAAUAAUAAUUAUGUUAGGAAUUCUGUAACUAUUGCACAGCAAUGCGUAAAUUAUAUUAUUUAUAUUUAAUUGCAAGAUAAUAUUCUUAUUCGACGUUUAAUAUUUAUUUGGCAAUUCAUAAGUUGAAACCCAUUGUACAGAGUGUCCAAAAGUAAUGAGACAAGUCGAAAUAUUUAAAUUUCACGUAUCAAAAGGAAUAAACGAAAAUCUUCUGGCAUUAUACAAACUUGUAGUUUGGCUUUUAAGCGGCUAGAAGCAGUGAAAAUUUAAGGAUUCAGCAUCUCCCAAAGUGUACUGCUUAAUCCUUUCGAUAAAAACUUACGGUACUUGUGUUCGAGUUAUAUAGACUCUGUGAAAAAAUACAUGUGUGUAAAUAUAUACCUUUUUUGAAAUUAAACUGCACAAUAAUUUUGUAUUCUAUAAGAACAAAGUAAUUUGAUUUAAAUAUAAAAAUUUACUCAUAAAGUUAGAAAAACCGCAGCGAUAAAAUACGUUACUAUUUUCAAAAUAAAAUAGGUUAUACGAAUAAGUGAUAAUACAUCUUCAUCGUUUAGCAGAUCGUGAUAUUUUAUUAUCGAACGUAAUGAUCGCUCUAAAAAUUUCGUAACAUCCUUACAAAUUCAAUAUGAAUAUAGUAGCAGAUGCACUUCUGUUUUCAUCCCGCAAGGACACUCUGUUUCUUCGUCGCGCUAUUUAUUUACACUACGAUGAUCAAUAGACCCAAAUAGGUUUCUAAUUUCGACAAAUUGACAUUUUUACUGGACUGCUUUGAUACUUUACAAUUAUAACUUUUGACUUGUUCGCUACCACGCGUCAGAUAUCUGUAACACGCCGAUUCUCGUCAGAGAUCAACGUCAGAUAUGUCAGAUUGUCUAUGAUAUGUCAUUAUAAAGAAAUUAAGUAUGAAAAUUAUUCAUGUGGUUUAUUUAAUAAAUUUUAUUUGUACAUAGUUGCAAGCAUGCAUUGAAUACAAUUAAUAUAAAUGUAGGUAACUAAAGGUUAAUCGUAGGUAAAUUAAUACAACUGAUCGGUGAUAGCGAACGCAUUAAAACUUAUGCCUAUAAUCCGUUACCAGAAAUACAAAAGAAGAACAGAGUUAAUAUUUUUAUAAACAUAAUGUUUUUAUAUUUGUGAUUCUUGUCAAAGAAUAUCUUGUGGCUCCAACUGACUUGUACUUUCUAAUUUUUCUCUAAAUACAAAUGAAAUGCAUUUUUCCACAGUUCGAGCAUUUACAAAACAGGCUUGAAGAGAACUUGUCCUUAUUACCCCAUACCAGUUCCCUGGUUUCCUCGAUGUUCGCCGAUUUAAUUUACUAUUUCGAAAUCCUCGUAUAAUAGCUGGUGAAGAAUUUAUAUACACAUACUACAGUAUUUAGUGUUUGCAGGAUGGGAAUAAUGUUUUUAGCAUUUCUUCUUAUGGCUCUGCAUACGUGGCCCGCAGAAGAACGCUCUUGCUCAUCACAUGCCUGCAUUAAGAUCUAACUCGUAGUGCAUAGUUUUAAUUAGUUGAGUUUAUCUAAUUCUUUUAAUUCCAAUACUUAUA
Messenger RNA from Colletes gigas, 3647 nucleotides. RefSeq names its product zinc transporter 1 (gene ZnT63C). Gene Ontology annotation, biological process: zinc ion transmembrane transport; intracellular zinc ion homeostasis; detoxification of zinc ion. The transcript has 9 exons. The coding region runs from base 499 to 1806 and encodes 435 amino acids. Gene Ontology annotation, molecular function: zinc ion transmembrane transporter activity. Lineage: Eukaryota; Metazoa; Arthropoda; Insecta; Hymenoptera; Colletidae. Gene Ontology annotation, cellular component: membrane. The record is from RefSeq and is a predicted model, not a curated record.